Drosophila bipectinata is the source of this 1450-nucleotide messenger RNA. RefSeq names its product inactive ubiquitin carboxyl-terminal hydrolase MINDY-4B. The record is from RefSeq and is a predicted model, not a curated record. NCBI's taxonomy places the organism in Eukaryota, Metazoa, Arthropoda, Insecta, Diptera, Drosophilidae. Gene Ontology annotation, biological process: protein K48-linked deubiquitination. Gene Ontology annotation, molecular function: K48-linked deubiquitinase activity; cysteine-type deubiquitinase activity.
AUGAACAAAGACUUCAUCACGCAGGGCGGCACGCCCAUAACCGCCGAAUUGGCCACGGAUUUACGGAAUCUGGUGUUCGGUACCUCGGCCAUUCCCAUGCGCGCCGAAUGGCUGCAGACAUCGUUUGUCUUUGGAGCGCCCAAGGAGGAACUGGCCUACGGGCUACGUUCACCCCGGAACGCCACCCGCGGCCUGUUAUCCGUUGUCCAGGGAUUCGUUCUCAAGUAUUUGCUCUUUGCCCGGAAGACCAGUCGCGCCGCAUCGAUGACCGACCCUCUUCUGGCCACAGCUGAAAUGCAGCGGGAGGCUCUGUUCUGCGCACUUCUGGAGAUCCUGCGCACCAUUUCCGACAAGGGCAAGGUCACCAUUGUGUUGCCGUCGGAGGACGAGACUUUCGUGGACCAUAGUGCCUGUUAUUUCCAUGAUUCAGUCACUGAGAAGCUUUAUGUCUUUAACCUGUCACCCAACGAGGAGUUGGAGUACUUUUUAAAGAGGAAUUUCAAAUACUUUACAGAAGAGGAGACGCCGGGCACUCUGCUGUUUCUUUAUAGCGCCGUCCUAACGCGAUCCAUGGGAAAAGUACGCACGGAUCUGGACUCCUCGAAAGGCACACCCCUGACUUCCAGUAACCACGAGGAGGGCUCCCUGAUGAUUGUAACCCUGCUGCUGACGGGCCGUGCCACGCCCUACAUCCAUAAUGGGGUCAUCAAUGUGGGCGAUGAAAGUAGUUAUGCAGUGCCACAGUAUGGAGUCCUCAAGCGCUGCAUGAUCGGUCUUCUGCUCUGGGAUAUCGAGUCAGCCAGUGCUGCAGUUAAUCAAUCUCGCCAGCCAGGCUCUCGCCUGAAGACGCCCAACUAUCCCAUUUGGAUAACGAGCUGUACGGGACACUAUGGAGUGAUUUUUAAUAAGAAUCCGGAUCUGCUGCGAAACUAUCAUGCCGAGUCGAGAUUCGAUGUUAAUUACUAUAGCUGCUCCGGACACCAGAUCCAGAUGACCAUCGAUAAUCGAACGUACAACGAGCAGGCAUUGGUCAUGUUGGAGCGGCAACCAAUCACGCCGGAGAGUACCUCGAUGUCCGGGAAGCCGGCCAAGGAGUCGGAGACCUUGGUGGUUGGCGUGGCGCCAGCAACCGGAUCCGGUGGAGGUGCUGCUGCCGGCGGCGGUGUGGGUGGCGCUAGCGGCGGUGUUGGUGGUGCUGCUAGUGGCGCUAGCGGUGGUAACGAUGUGGUCGCCAAGGAGGAGUCAACGCUCAACACGCCGUUGCAGCGUCUGAUUCAUACCAAGUGGGAAGAGGCAACUAUAAGCUUUCACGUGCAGCCAUCGAUGUUGAGUUAUCUUUUUAGUACCACACAGUAGAAUGCAGGAGCCGUUAAAUGAUUGUGUGUCCUUUGAUCCAUGAAAGGACAUCCUUUGCUAAAGUUAGAACGAUUCAUACUCUGGCCCAAGAGAU